UGAAUGCAUUGUCUUUCCCUCAAUGACCAAAACAUUUAAAACGUUUUAGUUUACUUAGAAGGGUUUCACAAGAGUCGUUUGAGUGCAACUAAAGUCUCCUCACAUCUGAGCCGUUGACAGCAGCAGCCCGUCUGAGCUAACGUUGCUAACCGCUAACAUUAGCGUGGUGUAAAAAUGAACGACCAAUAUUCACUUAAUAAUAUUGACAGCCUACUCUUUCAGUUUGCUCUUCAAACUCGGGAGCUUUCCCAAAACAAGAAUGAUAUCAACCAACAAAUUAAAGUUUGUAGAGCUGACACUGCUGAGAGGAGGUCUUGCAUUCAAACAAUCCACAGAGAAAUCCAGAAACUUGAGGAGGAAAUCAGGGUGAAGCAGAGCACUAUGAUACAUAAUAAGGCUAAUGCUAAAAGCAUGAAGGCAACUAACAGCCUGCUUCUUCAGUAUGAGCAGUCACUGAAAGCAGAACUGGAGAACAGAAAAGACAGCUACAACCAUGACAUAGAAGUCUACGAAGAGAGAAUUGCAAGUUACAGGAAGGUAUUCCAGUCACACAAAGAAUAUUACUACCAACAUCCUCUUGCUCAAAAACUCCUUGGGCUGCGGGCUGAAAAAGAGGAGAUUGAGUCUAGGAUCAUGGCUUGGGAUGAUCAAAUAACAACGAACCAGAAGGAGCUGGACCAUUUCACUGGUCCAGAAGUCGAUUCUUCUUCCCCUGAGAAAUUACCAGACAGUGUUUCUGACCAGCAUCCCAUAGCAGAAGCAGAGAAACAAUUAGAGCCUCAGGCAGAGGAUGAUAGUUCUUCCUUUGACAUCUCCUCUCUUCAUCUCAACCAGACAAAGAAUGGUCAUAAAACAUCUGUAGAGGCAAAUGCAGACAUUUCUGAGGAAAAUGAGGUCCAGUAUUCUAUGACCUGCAGCCCUUCCCCAGAGAAAGAAAACGAUGAGCUGUGGUCAUCUCAUCCAUUGGAUGAACAAAUAUCGCCACGUGAGAUGCACACUGAGGAGCACAGAACUGGACAAGAGGAUCAGCAACCCACUGUGUCAGAUGUGGGGGAAGGAGUGGAGGCUGGUGUGGGGAAAGACGUAGCUUUAGAUGAAGAGCAGCCACCAAGCGACAAUGAGGAGCUUGUUACUUUUCAUCAGACAUCUAAAGAGAUGCAUCCUCAGUCCUCCGUGGCAGAAAUGACAGCUGGGUCUUCCAGCCCAGCAUUUCCAUUUAACUUUAGCCCUGCCGCCUCCCCACAACCACUCUCCGCUGACACCAAAUCUCCAGCUUUCCUGUUCUCUCUGCACUCUGAUCCCAGCACCCCAGGCUUCUCUGGGUUUGGAUUUGAUGUCGGAUCGUCAGUUGAUGAGGAAUCAUCUUUCGCUUUCACCAGCCCUUUUUUUAAUGAAAAGAAAACCACAGAAACACAGUCUGCAUCUUGUCCCGAGUUUCUGUUCGGCCAACCAGAGCAAAGUGAAGACUUCCAUUUUGAUUUUAGCUCCACCAGCCCUCAGACAACGGACAAAGAUACAACCAGGGAUGACUUUCCAUUUUCAUUCCACUUUUGAGAUAUAUAGAAAACAAUUUAAAUGCUGAAAAUUAUGUUUCUAAGACCAGUUUGUUACCUGUUUUGUUCUGUAAUGUUCUGAUAUAGUUUGUUAUUAAGCCUAGGUAAGGGUUAAUGGUUUAACAUCACCACGUUAAAUGGUAUGUAUUUUUUUUUUAUGUAACUUAAAACCAUAUUUCAAUAACUAUUCACACAACAAAGAACAUGUUGUAACAGUAUUAACUGUUGAUAGACCUUUAAUAGAAGAAAGCAAUAGUAUCAAAAUUAUACUCAACAUAUGUUCAUAUUCCUUUUCAGUUUUCGCUGUUGUAAGUAAAGUAGUUGUGAAGUUUGUUACAUGAUGAAAUAAACUGCAGUAUUAAACUUCAGUCAUGACGGUAAAUGAAAUGAUCACCUCUCUGUUCCCAUAAGUCACUUCCUGAUUAGGGAGACACUACAGGCAAAAACAUGUUGUCUGUUAUACUAGUGGAAAAAGAAAACAAAUGACAAUUUUAAGUACAGUGUACAUUAUUAUGUAUGUAUUAAUAUGUAAAUAAUUAUCUGGGAAAGUUGCUUGGGAAUAUCUUUUAGUUUACACUGAGCACUAAGUGUGAAUAGGGUAGUCUUGACAAAUGUAUGCAUUUAAUUAUACAUAUUUUAAAAGGCAGAAUCUACACAUUUAUUUUUUGUCACAAUCGGGGCAGAAAUGUACAUUCAAAUUAUAGAAGGUCUCAUUUUAAGCUUGAUAACAUGAACAUGAUGUACAUAUUUUACCCAAGGUUCAUGAUCAGAUUAUUACUUAAACUCAACAUACAUUCUACUUUAUAUAUUAUAUUUAGUAGUGAAUUCAUUUAAGCUUACUGUAUGGCACACUUGAUUGUGUUUGGCAGUGAUUUGACUACACAAAGAGGAGCACAAUGUGCAAUAAAUGAAUACCUGAAGUCCAUCUUUACAUUUCAUUUACUGUAGCUACAACUGUGACACCGACAAGGCUGACAAUCAAUGCUGGCUUUACAAGAUUUCAGCCUUAACAUGGACAGCAGUGAAAUAGGAAAAUGUUUUUUAAGAAGUCUGCAAAUGAAAGGUCGGACAGAUAAGGAUUAAAAAGUGCAGAGAGUUUACUGUAGUUUCAGAGAGCCUAGAACCCGGAGUCAAUGCUGAUAGAGCGCCGGGUCACAUGUUCAAUCUCUCCUGGGACAUAUUCACAGAAGCUGGUUUGGUACUUGGCCAACAUUUUUAGCAUCUGCCGCAGAUUAAACCACCACUGGACCUUGGGCAUCCGGUGCCUGAAAAACACAAAUAGAAUAUUAUUAUUAAAUCUAAAUUAUAAUGAACUCUUCUGUUUUCGACAUGUUUUGAGAUUGCUUACUCAAAAUCAGUCACAUCCUUGAGUUCAGUGACGGGCUUGAAUGAGAUCACCUUCCUGUUGAGGCCGAGCACGCAUGCUGUUUCUGGGGAAUUAGCGAAGACGCGUCC
Messenger RNA from Eleginops maclovinus (Patagonian blennie), 3008 nucleotides. Its product is annotated as protein SIX6OS1. The transcript is spliced from 14 exons. Gene Ontology annotation, biological process: meiotic DNA double-strand break processing involved in reciprocal meiotic recombination; homologous chromosome pairing at meiosis; oogenesis. The record is from RefSeq and is a predicted model, not a curated record. Gene Ontology annotation, cellular component: central element. The coding region runs from base 175 to 1554 and encodes 459 amino acids. Lineage: Eukaryota; Metazoa; Chordata; Actinopteri; Perciformes; Eleginopidae.